Messenger RNA from Ogataea polymorpha, 1540 nucleotides. RefSeq lists its product as uncharacterized. The record is from RefSeq and is a predicted model, not a curated record. The coding region runs from base 338 to 949 and encodes 203 amino acids. The transcript has a single exon. Lineage: Eukaryota; Fungi; Ascomycota; Pichiomycetes; Pichiales; Pichiaceae.
AUCAGCUAAUUAAAUAAAAACUUCAUCUUAUACAAUGGGCUCGCUUAAAGACAACUUAGACCUGCUUGGCCUUAUUUACAAGGACUUCCUACAGUUGCGCAAUAUCCAGCCUGUUUCAAUUGAUCGUUCAGACAGCCACAUAUCGGUUAUUGCGCCCGAGGGCAAAUCGAUCGUAACUCAGAGCAACGAUAUCUACACUAUUGAGAAUCUCAGAAAGGACACAGACGGAACUCAAAUAACGUACACCGCCUCUCUGAAAUGGCCCCAAGAUGCUGUUGUUAAGUAUCCGACUGAAAUCGACGAUAUCGAUUCCUGUCUGGUAGAUCGCCUACUCGCCAUGGUGACAGAUAAAUUUGGGCUAUUUUUUCCAAAGGAGUCAAAACCCCCCACGCAGUCCGAUACUGAUAAACAAAGACAUAUUACGCAGCCGCAGGAGCCGGUGACAGGCAUCUCUGCGGAUGCAUCCAACCAGGCAACACAAGAUCACACUCCUACCCCUUCGUAUACAUCGCCCGCUCCAAGACCACUCCCUGCCGCUCUCGCACCCCCUCCAUUCGAGGACGAACACAAAAUCCAGUCCAGCCGGUCCCAGACACUUCCAUCAGCAGAUGCACAAGCAGGUGUCAACGAUCUUUAUCCAGGCGGUAUGAAAGAUCCCCCUUUCAAACCAUAUUUGGAUCCUCUUGCAGUAAAUCCUACAAAGGGAGGGGGUAUGCAUCCAACUUCUUCUGAUCCGCUUUUUAAUCGAAAUUUGGGGGGUUCAACUCCAGGAAUAAGGUACGAUGAUCCGUUGCUGGGGCCUGACGAGGACCCCGACCUUUUGGGUGCUGGACUUCCAGGACAUAUGGGGCUGCCGGGACAGGGAAGUUUCAGACGCCCUCAAGGUCCGCCUGGUCCUCCAGGCUCGUUUUCUUCUGGAGGCUUUGGAGGACUUGGUCGAUUUAUAUAGCAUCUAGGGUUUAUACUUGUACAAAAUUUACCCGGCAAAAAUUGUGGGGAAAUUAUUUGAUUUCAAAAUUAUCCCUUAUGCUCAGACGGUCGUGCCAGUUUGCCCUACAAACUCGAAAGAAAUCCUCUUUAACGCUGCCUAAAACAGCUCCAAUUACCAGGAAAGGCCAAGACGAAAUUGAGAUUGCACAGGCACCAAAUAGAGCUGCAACAUGGUCGCCUAGCCAGUCAUCUAAAGACCAUAUUAUUAAGACCAAUGUUCGCUUCGUUGGCAGGGACCUCACAAAACAGCCUAACCCGCAAGCAGCAAUAGACUUGAUUGCCCAACAGCCUAUUAGAUACAUACACAACAACAUUGCGGUCUGUAGCGGAACAGACAUCUUCCAGGGCCACCCUAAGGUCUAUAUAAAUCUCGACAAGGAUAUGCCUGGAACCUGUGGCUAUUGUGGCUUGCGUUAUGCCAGGGAGGAACUCAAGGAUAAGUUGUCCUAGCUUUCCACAAAAGUGAUUAUUUAUUUUCUUUGGCAGGUAUACGAAUUUAAGGCUUGCUCGGCAUCUUGCUCCAACGGAGCACAUUGUAUCUCAUAGGGGC